This is a messenger RNA of Trichoderma atroviride IMI 206040, 915 nucleotides long. RefSeq lists its product as uncharacterized. The record is from RefSeq and is a predicted model, not a curated record. NCBI's taxonomy places the organism in Eukaryota, Fungi, Ascomycota, Sordariomycetes, Hypocreales, Hypocreaceae.
AUGAAACGAGAAGAUGGCGGCCCCGGAAGAUCAAUCACCAACGAAUAUCGCGUCCAUAAACGGUUGUUGGAGUGUCUUAAAUCUCUUGACACUACUCAGAUAUCGGCAAUCUUUGGCGUUUCAGGCAUUUUGUUCAAUAUUCCCGAAUCCGAAGCUUUCAUCGACGAGAACGCCCCCGAGUGGGCUGAUAUCCUCCCCCGACUCCCUGCCGAUUAUGCACCAUGCAAAGCCAUAAUCAGCGAGAAAAUAAUGCCCGUCAGCCUACCAUUUCGCCGAAUGAUUAUAAACAACUUUAUUCCCGGCGUGGAUACCGACAAGAUUUUGGACACCCAGACAAACAAACACUGCCUAAUCCGCCCCUACCUUGGCCGUCGCAGAUUCCAGGCUGAGUCCGAAAGACCUCGGCGCCUCCGAGCGUACAGUCUACGCAACUUUCCACUCCAUAUUGACCAAAUGGAAAGUAUCGGGCUCACACCUCAUAGCUAUGCUAUAUCCAUGGCCGAUGCGCUUGCAUUUCUUUACUGGAUAGCCAAGGUUGAUGCAAACGAUGUAGAGUUCGUUCUUGCUCAGCCUCGAUCAAAUGACCCGCCCGAUAUGAACUCUCUUCAUAUUAUUGAUUCGGACGUUCUGGGUCCUCUUGCCAUAUGGAUCUUGGAUUUUGACUGUUGCAACGACAUGACUCUGGACGAAAGCGGCAUUGAAAAUGCCUGCAGAUGCUUCUGGCGCAAUGACCCUUUUUACCCACGACCGGGCAGCUCAAACGCCUCUGACCAGAAGCUGUGGGAAGAUUUUCGGGAUCGUUUUCUUGCGACUAGCGAGAGAAUAUUGAAGGAUGAAGUAGCGACGAUCAAACAACUCCCAGGGCGUCUCAUCGAGAGGAUUAUCCAGACACGAGGCACGUUUUCGAGAGGCUGA